This is a messenger RNA of Xylaria bambusicola, 1938 nucleotides long. RefSeq names its product FAD dependent oxidoreductase. The record is from RefSeq and is a predicted model, not a curated record. Gene Ontology annotation, molecular function: oxidoreductase activity. Gene Ontology annotation, biological process: retrograde transport, endosome to Golgi. The transcript has 2 exons. Gene Ontology annotation, cellular component: cytoplasm; late endosome. NCBI's taxonomy places the organism in Eukaryota, Fungi, Ascomycota, Sordariomycetes, Xylariales, Xylariaceae. The coding region runs from base 276 to 1700 and encodes 474 amino acids.
GUCUUUGCCGUACUAUGACAUACUUCAAGUAUUACUUAUUUAGAGGCGUGGCCCAUCCCGAUCCCGAGUUUGGAGGUGGUGCAGACGGAUGACGUCUUCUCCAGCGUGCUUAGCCCCACCGACGUAGACAUAAUUAGCCUCUCACAAGUUGCAUCUACAUCUCACAACCCGAGAUAAUUGUUACGCUUAACUCCGACCGAGUCUUGGCCGCAAGCACGUAACUAUAAUGACUACAGGCAUCUGCCUAUAGGAAAUCCUAAUCAUACCGAUUCUAGAUGAAUAUUACCGCUGGAUUUCCCUCGAUACGACUUCUGAACAGGCUGGCGCAACACAACAUGCAAGAGAUUACCAUUGUGGGCGGGGGUAUUAUCGGCUGCAGCACAGCUUAUUGGCUCACGCGCCACCCAAACUACUCCCCAGGCAUACAUCGCAUCACGCUUCUCGAGGCGUCUUCGACGAACGCCGGCGGUCGCACGCCAGAUAGCAUACAGGACCCCUCCACGCUCGCUGACCCGGCCACGGUGUCCAAGAGAAAUCCGGCUCACGACGGCAUCGCGGGUGGUGCAAGUGGCAAGGCAGGUGGUCUGCUCGCCCUGUGGGCUUUCCCGCAGAGCCUCGUCCCGCUCAGCUUCAGGCUGCAUGAUGAACUAGCGCGUGAACACGAUGGUGGGAGGCGAUGGGGCUACCGACGCUGUUGGGCAAGUCAGGUUGAUUGCAAAGCACGGUUGCCGCCCGGCAUUGACGCCGGCGCCUCUGUUCAACCGCCUGCCGAUGGUGGACACACGGGCGCUUCUAAAGGCCUCCACAAAGACCACAAAAAGGCUGCCGCGGAAUUGCGCAAGCUCGGCGUGCCUGGCGACUUGGACUGGGUAGACACGGCCGAUUCACUCCGCGCGUACGACAACAUCGGCACGCCAGAUAACACAGCGCAAGUGCACCCAGAGCUCUUCACACGCUCCAUGGCUCAGUUAGCCGAGGACGCUGGUGUGCGCAUAGUGACGGGUGCUCGUGUUACUGCUAUCAACAGGAGCGCGGACGAGUCUCAAGUGGAAAGUGUGAUAUAUGAGAAAGAAGGUGAAGAGAUCACACAUCCCACGAAUCACUGCGUCGUCGCUGCCGGUCCAUGGACAAGGCGUCUUCUCCCAGAGAUCCCUGUUAGCGCUUCAAGGGCACACAGCGUUGUGAUCAAGCCGCCACGAGCAAUUUCUGCGUAUGCCCUCUUUACCGCGAUCAAACUACCAGUCGGCUUCCGCACACCCGUAUCGAAGACGGCACGUAAUGGGGCAAUCAAAGCAACACCCCUUAGCGGACAACAGGUAGUUGAGCCUGAGAUAUAUGCUCGGCCUGAUGGGACCGCCUAUGCCUGUGGCCCAACAGAUGAUGCCUCGUUACCGCUAACUACAGCUGAGGUCGAGGUCGACGAGGCGCGAUGUGAGGACAUUAUUGCCCAGGUGGGCGGGAUCAGCGACGAGCUAGGACGCGACGGUGAAGUGCUCGCUCGACAGGCGUGUUUCCUACCUCAAGGUGGGCCAUACAUUGGCCAAGUGGGAAGUACAAAGGGCCUCAUUGUCGCUGCAGGGCACACUUGCUGGGGGAUACAGAACGCGCCGGGCACGGGCAAGCUUGUUAGCGAAAUCAUUCUUGACGGCGAGGCGAAGAGCGCGAAACUUGGUGGCUGUGAUCCCGCUAACGUGUUAUGACCGUCAUGGAUGGGUGACUUAUGGGAGAGACUAGCGGGAACAAAUAUGUAGGUAGAAUGGAGCGUUAGAUUCAGUCUCCAAUACACAGUACAGUACUAAAAGGUUGUUAUGAUUAUAUGUCUCUAGUAUACUUAGGGAAGUAAGUACGUCUCCAGCUUACUUGCGAAACAUGUCAUAUGAAGUUCCUCUGCAGCAAGGAAAUCACAACAUAUCUAACAAUGUGCGUUCUAAUUCCAAG